Tremella mesenterica DSM 1558 is the source of this 3145-nucleotide messenger RNA. RefSeq lists its product as uncharacterized. The transcript has 9 exons. Bases 523 to 3069 code for a protein of 848 amino acids. Gene Ontology annotation, biological process: proton export across plasma membrane; intracellular potassium ion homeostasis; regulation of membrane potential. Lineage: Eukaryota; Fungi; Basidiomycota; Tremellomycetes; Tremellales; Tremellaceae. The record is from RefSeq and is a predicted model, not a curated record. Gene Ontology annotation, cellular component: plasma membrane. Gene Ontology annotation, molecular function: sodium:proton antiporter activity.
CACUCUACCGGACGACCUAUCACAUCUUCUUGAGGCAUCCGGUGGACACCAGAAGGGGAGGCGUCUGAGUAACCCGGUAGCUCUACUCAUAGUCGGUCCGAGCCGAACGCAAGAAGGAACGACGAUCCUGCAAGUGACUGAUCCGCAACUUAUCCACCCUCGAGCUUGGCGGCAAGUGAAGGGCUACAGCUCUUUUUUGAUUCAGAUCAAUACAUCCAUCAUUCUUUGAUCUGAUCUUGACUGGGUUCACUCUCAGUCUAGUCUAGUCCAGUCCGGACCGAGUCCGGUCGUCGCUCGCGUGACCAUCGCGGGGCAGCGUGUGGAAGUCGACAUCACAACACUUCUCUCCUUCGGACGCAAUCCUUUCAUUUCGUAUCAUACAAACCCCGCUGCCUCGACUUUUCUCAAUCCGACUCCGCCUUAUUUUUUGACACUGCCUUGGGAUGACAAGGUCAAAGACGACUUUACUCUCCCCCCUUCGCUUCCUAAGGUGAUCAACGACAGCAAGACGAAUCUAGCAAAAUGGGGUUUGAUCCUUUCGAAGUCAACGCCGCCCAUUUGGCAUACGCCUUCCUUGGUGCAUUUGUCGUCCUCUUUGGCAUGUGCUCACUGUUUGUGAAAGAAAAAUUGUACAUCGGUGAAGCUCCUAUCGCGACUUUGGUAGGAAUCAUCAUCGGUCCUCAUUGCCUAAAACUAUUCAAUCCGUAUGGCUGGGGAGGUCCUAAUGUGGAGACGACAGAUGAGAUCACUUUGGAGGUUACGAGGGUUGUCAUUGCCAUCUCUGUCUUCGCAGUCGGUGUUGAAUUGCCAAAAGCAUACAUGGCACGUCAUUGGCGUUCUCUCUUCUUCCUCCUCGGCCCAUGCAUGUUUUGGGGAUGGUUCGUCUCCGCCCUCCUCAUGUGGGGACUUAUCCCAGGUCUCGAACUUCUCUCAGCACUCGUCAUCGCUGCUUGUGUAACUCCCACCGAUCCCAUUCUUGCACAAGCAGUUGUAGGUGGCAAGUUUGCCGACAAACACGUGCCUGCGCAUAUUCGACACAUCUUGUCUGCGGAAUCAGGAAGCAACGAUGGAGCUGCGUUUCCAUUUCUCUUCAUCGCCAUUUACUUGUUGACCGAUGAAAAUACUGGAAAGGCGAUCGGACGAUGGUUUUAUACCGUACUGGCCUAUGAGAUUCUGCUUGGCACUGUCAUCGGAUCUCUGUUGGGUUUUGUUGCCAGAAAGGUUAUGAAAUUUGCGGAGAACAAGCGACUCAUCGAUAGACAAUCCUAUGUCGCUCAAUAUGUUAGCUUGGCAGUCAUGUCAAUAGGAAUAACAGUCCUGCUUGGUAGUGAUGACCUCCUAUCUGCUUUCGCAUGUGGUUGUGCGUUCGCAUGGGAUGGUUUUUUCAACAAAGCUACUGAAGAUGCUGUAUUUUCAAACGUUAUCGAUCUACUAUUCAACUGUGCCGCUUUCAUCUACAUCGGUGCUCUCAUCCCUUUUGGAGAGUUCAACAGUCCUGAUGUUCCUGUCUGGCGGUUGGUCGUUUUGACCAUUUUGAUCCUGAUCCUCCGUCGGUUACCCAUCGUGGUAGCUUUAUACAAGUUCAUUCCGGAUAUCAAAACGUUUCGGGAGGCUGUUUUCACCGGAUGGUUCGGUCCGAUGGGAGUUGGAGCUAUCUUCAUUUCUACCCUCGCGAACCUGAGUUUGCCAGAAGGUUCAACGGAUCAGAUCGAUUUCCUGAAACGGAUCAUACGACCCAUAGUGGCUUUCCUUGUCUUAUCAUCUGUCCUUACGCACGGCCUGUCUAUUCCCUUCUUCUCCCUCGGACGUCGAGUGCAUAGUAUCACCUACACUUGGUCUCGUCAACCUUCAAUGGAUGCAGGCAGGGAUGAGCCAGCUUGGACGACACAUGCUCGACGUAUUCUUCCCGGACAGGACAUUGUCAUUAACCGAGAUGAUGAUGCCGAGGAAGGAGACUUAGGUGUCAGACAUAAAGAUACGCCCAGUGAUGAUACUGCUGCUGAGUCGUUACAUGGGGAUGUGGAAAGUAGAGGGAGUGGUAGCUCCCAAGGGGAAUUCAUCCAAAUGCACGAUACCCAUCAUCAACAUCAUCCUCACACCGCGCAGAGAGGCGAAGAGGAGGAAGAUGUGGAAGUGGACGCUCGGGAUGCGGCGGGUGAAGAGAAGAUUGAUGAUCCUACUGGAGCUGGUCGUCGAACUCCUCCUUUGGCGGAAUAUAGAGAAGGAAACCAUCUGGUUGUUGAGAGAAGAGCGGGAUCUGGAGGAGAAGUCUCAGUGGAAGUCAUACGACACUAUUACGAUCAUCGUCGGCCAUCUCAAAGUUCUCGAUUCCUUCAUCCUCACAGAUUGAGAGAUAGGGAAAGAGAAAGGUUAAGAACAUGGUUACCAAAAGUGGAAGAAGAAUGGGAAAAAGCCAAAGAUGAAGGUCGGUCAGCAAUGGAUAAAAUACGACAAGCUAUAUCGCUCGAAAGUGAUACGGAAUUACCUCAUUCUUCUCAUUCCUCCCCUGAUAGAGGUGAUCCAGCAAAAGCUCCAAACGAUCCAAGAUCUUCUGAUGAAGAACGGCAUGAUAUUUUCCCCGAACUUGUUCGACCUGUCUCUCCCGAACAAAUGAACCAGGACGAAGAACCCGUUGAAGCAGGUCCAAGUCGAGCUAAUCGACCUCCUGUGAUACGUGUCAAUUCUGGUAAAAAGGGAUUACGUCGUUUUUUCGGUCUAGGUCAUUCAUCACCUUCUUCACAUCCUGGGAAAGUUGAGGAAGGUUUGGCACCACCUUCAGAUGCCACUCCUGGAUUCUUAACUCCACCUAGACUCACAGCCUCUCCGAGACCUAUAGGAUCAUCGGAUCUUCCUACACCUGUAGGAGAGGAUGGAAGGGAAGGUGUACCGCUCUCACGUACUAUCUCAGCGCCGAGGAAUACGUCGAUAAGGUUUGCACCGGAUGCUCAAGGAUCGAGUGAUACCGCACCGAGUUUUGGAAAUUAUGGGACGGGAGCACCGGGAUUUAAAAGGAAUCCAGCUUUGGCUAUGUAUAGAGCGUCUAGUGUUCAGAGUACGGAAGAACGUUGAAAUCUCUUGUCAUCUGACUUCAUCUGUUUGAUUUUGUUUGUGGGUUUUAUAGAAUUAUGCAUGAUCAUGAGCAUCU